This is a messenger RNA of Carassius auratus (goldfish), 822 nucleotides long. RefSeq names its product CD276 antigen-like. NCBI's taxonomy places the organism in Eukaryota, Metazoa, Chordata, Actinopteri, Cypriniformes, Cyprinidae. Gene Ontology annotation, biological process: immune response; negative regulation of T cell proliferation; cellular response to lipopolysaccharide. Gene Ontology annotation, cellular component: external side of plasma membrane. The coding region runs from base 7 to 822 and encodes 271 amino acids. The transcript is spliced from 4 exons. The record is from RefSeq and is a predicted model, not a curated record.
UUGAAGAUGCGCAGAUCCAGGUGUGUUUUGAUGUCAGUGCUGCUGAUGAUCGCCGAUGGUUUGAUUGUAAAAGGUCCCUCUGGUCCUCUGGUUGCUCCUCUGGGAUCCUCAGUGGUUUUGUCCUGUUCUGUUGAUGAACUUUUAUCAGUGAAGGAUCUGGAAGUGGAAUGGAGAAGAACAGACUCUGAGACUUUAGUUCAUCUGUAUCAGGACGGUGAGAGUCGAACAGCAGCCCAGCAGCAGGAUUAUCAGGAUAGAGCUCAUUUCUUCACUGAUCAGAUUCAACAUGGAAACUUCUCCCUCCGUCUGGAUGAUCUGAGAGCUGAAGAUGAGGGACAGUAUAAAUGCAAAGUUUACAUUCAGCAAGAGUCUGGUGAGACUGUGGUUCAAAUAAAAGUUAAUGCUGAGCGUUUGCUAGUAUCAGGUUCAGAUCAGCACAUAUCUUCGUCUGUGGGUGAAGACGUCACUCUGAGCUGCUCUGUAGACUCUCACAUCCCACCUGGAGACUUUGAAGAGGUUUCAUGGAAGAAAACAGAUGAAGAUAUUCAGGUUCUGCUCUACCAAAACAAUGAGGCACAUUCAUCAAAUGAGCGAUACAGAGACAGAGUUAAGCUCUUCCCUGCUGAAAUCCACAAAGGAAACUUCUCUCUCAGACUGAAGAGCAUCAGAACUGAGGAUAAAGGAGUUUACAUGUGUAAGGUGUUUGCUGGAGGACUCUCAGCCAAUGCAACUGUAGAACUGGAGAGACUAGCUCCAGGCUCCAUCAUCAAAGCCGCCGCUCUGCUCAACCAGCCACAUGCUCUCCACAACGCUGAGGCUUAA